This is a messenger RNA of Hippopotamus amphibius kiboko, 489 nucleotides long. Its product is annotated as small integral membrane protein 24-like. Lineage: Eukaryota; Metazoa; Chordata; Mammalia; Artiodactyla; Hippopotamidae. The coding region runs from base 1 to 318 and encodes 105 amino acids. The transcript has 3 exons. The record is from RefSeq and is a predicted model, not a curated record.
AUGGAUAGAUUCUGGACGACCGCCGGCCACAUCUCCCUUCUCACAGCUCUGGUCCCUCAGCUGGUUCAGGCCCAAACUUUGGCCCAGCGGAAGCCGUGGCUGGUGGGGCUGGGGGCUGCGCUGGCCUUCCUCUUCCUCCUCUUCGUCCUCACCUUGGUCUAUGCCAUCUGGUGCAGCGAGUCCCGGGACAGCGAUAAAGAGAAGGAAGAAAAGACUGUGAGAAAGGAGGAGAAGGAGGGAGAGGACGACUGGGGGCUGGAAUUGGAGGAGAAAGAGGGGCCUCCGAAUCACGAAGCAAUGGCGAGCUCUUCCACGUGAAGGCUUCCCAGUCACCUCCUCCAGGCAGCCCCCAGGGAUGCCUCAAUGCUUUUCUCAAACCCAUGUCACUGGUCCUGGGGCCAGUGAGAUGACUGCAUCUGGGAUUCAGUGUAAAGCACCCUUGAGUGCAGAGGACUCAGGACCUGCCCCAGGUCCCUCUUGGAGGGCUCU